AUGAAAAACAUCUUUGCGACUGAUUAAGAAAGCGCAGAUGAUAUAAACUAAAGGGCUGUAUCGUUUAGCAAAGCUCAUAGUAUUAUCGUUUCAAGCAAUUUAGUUUAAUAGGAUAAGAAUAUAGGACCUUAGAAUCAACAUUAGAACCAAAAUCAAAGAAAAAGUUUAGAAAGCUUAACUAUUGAAGAAUAAGAUAUUAUAUAUUAAGAAUAUCUUUAUGAUAAGUUCUUGCUUUCACCUAUAGAAAAAUAUCAAAAGUAUGGUAAGUGGCCAAUAAAGCUUAUUGUGCACGUUAUGCUAGUGCUGUUAACAACAUCUCAAAUUUUAUAUUCUUCAAACACAUUGAGCACUAAUUCUACUGAACAAUAUGAGUAAUGGAGAUAGCUAUUUUUUCAAGAGGAUUCUAACUAAAACAUUAAGAACAAUGUCUUUGAAAAUAAAAUGAUAUAUUACACUACUGUUUAAAAGUUCUAAAAUUAGACUAUUCUUAUGUUUGAUGAGAUGAAUGAAAAUAAUACUAACCGCAUACAAGAUGUCUACUUUAAUUAUUCUGAUAUAUCUCUCAAAGUUUAUUAUAACUAUCCUAUGGAUUCACAUCUUACAGAAUAUAUUCAUGAAAUAUAAGAUGACAAUUAAAAUCCUCAGGAUCAAGAUUAAUAAACUAAACUUGUUUAAAAUUCUGACUCUGAUGAAAAAAAUUAAAAAUUAGAUUCAGAUUCAGACUAAAAUAAUUUAAAAGAUAUACCUAAAAUGCCUCGCUAAAGAGAUUUUUACUAAGAAUUAAAUUUCAACAUGAAUUAAAAUUUUCAAAGAAGAAUUUUAAAUAAAACAAAUAGUAACCACAAAAGUAAUUUAAAAAAUUUUAAUUUGCAAAAAUAUCAGCAAGUUCAAUUAGUUUAUCCAAUCGAUAGAAAGGUUGGUAUCUAGUAACCUUUUGACAUGAAUAAUAUAACUCAAAUAAAAUAAAUAUUUUAGUUUACAAAUCAUUUGGAAAUAGUUAUGAAAAAUGUAAUUUUGAUUAAAUCUAAUUUAAUAUCUUGUUGGGAAUUUAACAUUUUUUAUAAUUUGUAUGGACAUGCUACUAUACAAGCUUUACUAUAAGCAGAUGGAGGAAUUUGUACAGAGGAAUUAUUUUAAAAGGGUAUUGAAUUACAUAAGGAGGAGUAUUUUAAUUCUUAUGCUUAACCACCCACUAGUAACGUAGAUGAUAAUACUUAAAACUCUAAUUAACAAAAUAAACAAGACGAGGAAUUACUGAAAAAAAGAUAGCAGAUGAAAGUUAGGGGAACCAGAUUUAAUACUUUAUCAUCAACUUCUUCAUAAAAAAAAUAAAAAAAACCAGAAAGAUCUCCUAUAAAUCGUAAAAAAACAGAAUAGCCUAAAGGAUAAAAAAUAAACAAAUAAGAAUUAUUAGGAAUUGCUGUAAAACCUCCAGAUUACGAAAGAAAUGGUAACUUAUAUAAAAGUGGAAAUUUACUGUUUAUAGGUUUCAACACAUUAAUAGAUGUGAUGUCAUUUGUUUGUAGUGCUAUUUCGUUGUUUUUAUGUUUAAAAUAUCUUAUUCAAAUUAUUGAUGUUUACAUUCAAACUUUUGAGAAAUCUACCAAGGCCUACAUUCAUAAAGAUCUAAAGAAAAACUAAUCUCUAUAAAAAAACAAAGGUAAAUACCUUACCUUGUAACGUAUAUUAGCAGAGUAAAGAGGAUGGAAUGAACUCAGCUUGUGGGAAAAACUCUCUUAUUUUGAUUUAUGGUUUUUUGUAAUCUUAAUAGGAAAUUUCUUUUAAAUGGUUGGAAGUAUUUACUUAAUUUUCUUAGAUAGUCAAUCUGAAUUGGAUUAAAAGACUUCAGUGGUUAACUGGACAGUCGGUAUAGGGUGCUUUUGUGCUUGGUGUUCUUUGAUGAAAUAUUUGGAGCACAGUAAAUCUAUGGCUAUCAUUUUAGACGUUCUUAAAUUCGCACUUCCUUAGCUUUUUAAAGUUCUCAUUGAAUUCUCAAUAUUAUAUAUUUCAUUCAUUAUUAUUGGCAUGACUAGCUUCUGGUAGUCUGAACGUUUUUCAGAUGUCUCCUCAACAGCAGUAACUUUAUUUGGAGUUGUUUUGUCUGAUUCAAUAUUUUAUGUUGCUUAAGACUGUGAAUAAAAUGGAGUGCUACCUAGGUUUAUGGCAGACUUUUAUGUAAUAUUGUUCGUUUUGAUGUUUAUCAUCUGUGUAACAAAUAUUAUGAUUGGUAUCCUUGAAGAUGGUUAUUCAAGAAAUAAAAUGGAAUAAAAAUUUAAAAAAACUAUUGAAAAUGUUGAUAAUGAAAAAGAUAGAGCAGUGAUUUCCAAGAUGGUUCAGAAGAAAGAAUUAGAUAGAGGAAGUUAAAUGUUCAGGAGACAAGGUUCCUUUGACUCUGAUGAUGGAAUAAAUUAUGGUAAAAAGAAUAAUGCAAAUUUUUUUUCACCAUUCUAGGGUGCAAAUUAAUCAUCUCCAAGCUUUAAAGUAUUUACACCAUAAUAAAAAUCACUUUAAGUUUCACCCAUGAUUUAUUCUAAAUCUCCAAAAUUUAGUGAUAAAUCUAAAAACAGUCCUUUAGUUUAAAUGAAAAUGGUGAAGAAUGCUGGAAUAGCUAUCUAAAAAGCUAAAAGAUUUGUAUAAAUUAGAAAAAAAGAAAAGUAAGAACAAGAAAAACCAAAACAAGCAAUCACUUUUCCUAACAUAUAAUAGUAGGAAGAAAAAGAUAUUUCUAUGUUUGAUGAUUAAAACUUAUUUUUCUCAGUCGAUAAUGAUCAGUAAGUAAAUUAAUUGGAAACUGAGCAGGCUUUUAAAUAAGAAUAAGAGCAAACAGGCUAAAGAUAAUAAGAAGUAGAUUUCUUUGAGCAAAAAUAAUAAUAAGACGAAGAAAUUCCAGAUUAAAGUUCAGAGUAAGAAUUAGAGUAGUAAAAAUAGCUGUCAUAAAGGAGAAAAUUAAAAAGCAAAACACUUCAUAAUCUUAACUAUUAAACUAUUGAUGAGUAAGAUUCUUCUGACUCUGAAAAAGAUGAAAAAAAGCCAAGCAUCUAAAAAAUAAUUUCAAGUGAAGAUAUUUAAGAAACAUAAGAGAAAAAAACAGAAAGCGAUUAGUUUGAAAAAAAUAAUUUAAGUUUUAGUGGUCCUUAAACUUUUGCAACCUAAACACAAUAAUUUUUUUAAGCACUUCAAGUCCAAAAGUAACUAAGUGCUUCAUAGGUUUUUAAAAACGAGUUAGAAAUGCUAAAGAAGAAAGAGGUAUUUGUUGAUAAAACUAAUUCUCUUUUUAAUGGUGGAUAUAAAAAGAUAAAAUUUUAUUUAGAAGAAUCAUAAAAGCUAGUUAUAAACACUAAAUUCUUGUAAGUAACAAAGCAACAAAAGAGAUACUUAUACAAAAAGUAUUCUUCAUACUUAUAAUAUUUCUAGUAAAGAAUAGCAGCUAAUUUGCUUGAAAUAGAAUACUUUUAAAUGGAUUGA
Messenger RNA from Tetrahymena thermophila SB210, 3465 nucleotides. RefSeq names its product transmembrane protein, putative. NCBI's taxonomy places the organism in Eukaryota, Ciliophora, Oligohymenophorea, Hymenostomatida, Tetrahymenidae. The transcript has 2 exons. Gene Ontology annotation, molecular function: NAADP-sensitive calcium-release channel activity. Gene Ontology annotation, cellular component: membrane. The record is from RefSeq and is a predicted model, not a curated record.